Pomacea canaliculata is the source of this 4788-nucleotide messenger RNA. Its product is annotated as O-acyltransferase like protein-like. The record is from RefSeq and is a predicted model, not a curated record. Lineage: Eukaryota; Metazoa; Mollusca; Gastropoda; Architaenioglossa; Ampullariidae. The transcript has 16 exons. Bases 232 to 3090 code for a protein of 952 amino acids. Gene Ontology annotation, molecular function: acyltransferase activity, transferring groups other than amino-acyl groups.
CGCAACAGAAAAGGUGCAGACGUACCCGAGUGUAUAUCUCGCAUGGUAUAUUGUCACCUGUUAUCGCUGUUAUCACAGGUAAAUAAUUCUAUUUUAGAAUACUCCUAAUAAGGGCAUGCAGCGAAUUACGUGGUGUGGGUCACAUAAGUUAUAAAAGCCUCGUACUGCAGUUCAUCCCACAAGGAUCUCUAACAUCUGCUUGGAUACCCAGGAAAGGGCAAACGACUGAAAAUGUGGCAAAUCAUGCUGGUCACGACAGUUCUUUUGGUGACACUGAGGACAGCACUUUGUCAAACUACUAGUAUGACUGGAGGCUUGAACACCACUAAUGCUAUCCUUCCUGUCACUAUAUCUGGAACCUCGUUGUAUUUAAACAAGACAGUUUCUUUGGAAACAGGCACAAUGCGUUCAUCAUCAGUGACUCCAUCUUUAAGGAACGUGCAGACUGAAUCUAGCUCACCAACUUCCACUUUAGGGGGUUUCAGCAUCACCAACUCUUCUUCUGUUACUGAAAGCCCAUCAACUGGAAUCGUCACUGGAAAACCUGCAUCAGGGACCCCAGCUUUGGUGACUCAAGAGUCAGGGAUCCCAUUGUCUGGGGUCACGGGCUUAGGAGGUCAGCCAUCAAGUUUCUCGCCUAUCAAAACCUCGUCCUCGGGAGCCACAAACGACUCGUUUACAGGUACUUCUCCCCCUGCAACAAAGGCAGGAGGUAUCUCCUUGAGGAAUUCUUCCGAGGACAAUAGCUAUACGACUGAUAAAUCCACACCUUCGUCCUUCCCUAAGGACAGUGCCAACUCCACCAGCGCUUCGACUUCCGGUGCAGCUCAGCAACUCCAGAACUUGAUGCUUUUAUUCAACAUGAUGUCGGGUAACUCUGCCAACUCUUUGCCACCCGAAUUUCUGCCCUUCCUGAUGAACAGCGGCAUCUCCCUUCAGAACACUCUUCAGAAACUCAGUCUCCUGACUCAAACCCUGCAAGUCUUGCCCCAGUGCGCGGCUGACCUUGCAACCUUCCAGGCGGGGAUUCAAAAAGGAGAACUUUGGACCUUACAAAUGAUAGACGCAAUUGGAAAACCACAGGCCGGCAUUCUGCUAGGGGAACAAACAUUUGUGGGACAGUAUGAUGAAUGUCGGGGGAUUUCCCAAAAGAUGAAUGAUGGUGUGAUCGAGGGACUGUUUUGUACUCUUCAAGUGAAGAUGAACUUUUCCGGUCUCGGUGCUCAGCUGGCUCUUCUGGGCCAAGUCCUCAGCACCGUCUUUGUUGACAUCUGUCUUCCGGCUUCAUGUAGAGACGACGUGGCCUUGCUGGCAAAAGAAGCAGCUGACGCCUUGGGACAAACACUUCUAGGGGCGUCUUGUGUCACCUCCAAGGAUCCUACUGGUGACACACUAUUUUGGGUCACCAUCGGGAUCAUCGCCUUCCUUGCCCUCCUUGGAGUGUGUGGCACAGCCUACGGCCUUCACCUCAAAGGGAGCGAGAAGACACCAAACAAGACAAGCACGCCAUACCUUACAAGUCAUAUCAAUAUGGCCUUUAAUGGGGAAACGCAUGAAAAUAUCGAAAAACACGCCAAUGGAAGUAGUUCUCUCCACGAAGUUAUGGUUCAAGACAAGAAUGGUGAAGGGUAUGUCAUUGGAAACGGCAAUCUACCGGAAGUGACGGGUCAAGGCGAGAAACACAAACCGACAGUAGCUACUAACGGACUAAAGAUAUACGCCAAUCACGAGCCAGUGGAACAAAAAAUAGUCAGAUCCAGAGGUCUGUGCUCCAAGCUGCUGUUGAGUUUCUCGGUACUAGAAAACGGCAAAAAGCUGCUAAGCUUUGAGAAAGGUCAAGGGGACCUGUCGUGCCUUCACGGCAUCCGGGUCAUUACCAUUACAUGGGUCAUCCUGGGUCACUGCUUUGCCAUGCCGACUACUGCUACAGCCAACACAGUGGGAAACACAGCAGCCGUGUUGACUAUGCCACAAGAUUGGACAAUGGCACCUCUAGUUAGUGGAACACUUUCGGUUGAUACCUUCUUCCUUUUAAGCGGUUGCCUGACAUCCUACCUGUUCUUACGACAGGCACAGAAGGCUGGUGGCAUCACGUGUAGAAACAUGAUUCUGUACUACGUGCACCGAUUCUGGAGGCUGACACCUUUGUAUAUGGUCGCUAUCAUAUUUUAUGCCGGAAUAAUGCCAUACCUUAUGAGCGGUCCCUACGACAACUCGCAAACAAUUGCCUUGCAGAACUGCAAGAAGUACUGGUGGGCUAACAUUCUCUAUGUCAACAAUCUUGUUGAUAUAGCAAAACUGUGUAUGGGCUGGAGCUGGUAUCUCUCUGACGACAUGCAGUUCUAUGUCAUUGCCCCCCUUAUGCUCGUGCCAUGGGCAUUUGGGAAACGGACUAUCGGCAUUCUGUUCUGCGUUGCUCUGAUCAUCGUCCACAUCGUCACAAACCCCAUUUUCAUCACAAGAGAUAAUCUGCAGCUUAUCUACGGAAAUGCACAGACAGAAUAUAUGAAGGAAGUCUACUUUCCUCCCUGGACCCGUGUCGCGCCAUUUGCAAUCGGUGUUCUCUUGGGCUACAUCUUGCACUCCACUGGAUGCAAGUACAAAAUGCAAAAGCUUCUCGUGCUGUUAGGGUGGCUGGUGGCAACGGCUGUAGGUCUAGUGGCUGUUUACACUCAGUUUGAUAAUAUCAAAGGCUUGGACAAGACUCUACACCUGACCUGGGACUCAAACCAGUUUGCCGUGUACGAGACUCUCAGUCGACCAGCGUGGGCAUGUGCAGUGGCGUGGGUCAUACUGGCUUGUUGCACAGAACAUGGAGGCUUUGUAAACACCUUCUUGUCCUGGAGGGGCUGGGCGCCUCUGUCACGGCUGACCUACGGGGCCUACCUGUUCCACCUCACCACGUUCUACGUCAUCUUGGGCAACAAAAUCGCACCUUUCCAUCUUUCCUCCUGGACUGUGGCGGAGCUAACAAUCUCUGUCACGGUUCUGACCUACAUGGUGUCCUUCGUCUUCUCGCUGCUGGUGGAGUCGCCUACUCUUGGCCUCGAGAAGGCGCUGCUUGGUGGCGCUGGUAACAAGAAACAUUAGUGACGUCAGUGAUGUACAUCAAAGACACUUCUGUGCAGCUUUACCUCCUUUUCAUGGGCGGUCCGGUGGCGCAACGAUUAGCUCCUGUCACCAAUACAGUGAGGACUGGCUGUGCUGGGUUCAGAUCUCGUCUCGGGCACGUUCUUUCUCUCAAUGUGGCAUAUGUUUAGAGGGCUGGCUGCCUUACAAUGAUUUCGCCUUAGUUGCUAGUUCGGCGAAAAACAUCAAUUUCCCACAACCACACACCUUUUUGACAUACAAAUUUACCCAAAUAUGCUGAAGAAGGAAACCUUAUGAUUAACCUCAGCAGCCUUAUCCAUCUCUUCAUUUGUUUUCAAGGCAAAAUAAAAGUGUUUAGAAUCUCGUCAAGUGUAUGAUCAGUUUGAUUCUCAUCUAUUUUCUGGUCUGUUUAUAUGCAAAAAGUUAAAGGUUAUGUAGGGUGUUGUGUUUAAUGAGAGAAAUUACACUGGACUCUUGCUUCAACCCAGUCUCGUUCUCCAUCACGUGACCUUAUAACGUAUGCCCGUGACUGUUUACCAGGCGAAACGAAGAAGUGAGCUACCACCCCAGCGUCGAAAAAAAAGGCAGAGGGAGCUCGAAAAUAUUUUUCAUAAUUUUCGAUUUGACAGAAACUUGAGAAGAAAGUAAACGUGAAGAUGAGAAGACUCGGCUAACUACAGAGGUCUGGUGGCCUAGAGACUUGAACACCUUGUGCUCAAAGUAACAUUUCUUGCUGCUUUAUGAGGACAGUGCGGCUUGUGUUUUGUGUCUCAAUUUCUCUGGGAUACAGUUCCUUCACUUUUUCAGCAUAAUAAAGUUGCCCAAAAAGGAAAGGAUGCAUCUCGCAAUUUUCUAUCGCCAAACGAUUAGAGCAUGAAGAGGUCAGUGUCACGAUCGAGUGCUACUGCUGCUAAUUAAAAUUAUAAACAAACUGCGAUUCUAAUUGACAACAUUACAGUCUGUAAAUGAUUGCAUGUACAUAACAAUAAAAGUAUUAGACUGUACUUAAAUCAAACAUAUUACCUAUAAAAAAUAUACAGUAUCUAAUAUGUGUGAGAAAAGAAUGCAUCAAGGUGUAAUUGGUUGAACUUCAACAUUAAAGUAAAAAACAAAUUAUCGUGUAUUUACCACGAUAUUGUAUCAGUUUUCUACGCUGGCGAAAAGAAAUCUGAACGUCUGUGUUGCUGCUGCUGCUGCCAUGUUUGACGGACUGUCCCUUUGUCAUGUGUGACUGAUUGUCACUUGAUGUCAUGUUUGAUUUGUUGUCGCUUUGUCAUGUGUGACUGAUUGUCGCUUGAUGUCAUGUUUGACCAGUCCUCGAUCGUUUCCUUGCGCCCCAACAGUGCACUAGUGUUGACAGAAUAAACUGUAAAAGCAAUCUUGAUCAUCCUGUUCUGAUUUAGAAAUAAACACUUGGCAAGUGUAUUGCUCAUUGCAUGAUAGAACGAAGACUAUAUGCUUGGACUAAUAAGCGAGGGUUAACUUGUACAGAUUUGGCGAGCUAGCAUCAUGCAGGCAAAUUAUGGAAUUUGUCUUCAGUUCUCUUAUCAACAACGACCUAGUAAAGCGCCCUGUGUACAUAAGCAAUAAAAGUUAUUUUUCUUCUGAACUACAAGUCUGUGUGUCUGUUUUAGUAGUUUACAAAAUUUCUAAAACGAGUAAUGUAACAAGAAGUAAGAUAUUCAAUAUAGGAGCCUG